Porites evermanni is the source of this 10777-nucleotide messenger RNA. Lineage: Eukaryota; Metazoa; Cnidaria; Anthozoa; Scleractinia; Poritidae. The record is from the annotation of a GenBank genome assembly.
GCAAAAUUGCGCACUACGUUACUCAGCCGACGAGGGAGUUGUUCGUCCUCGCGGAAGUAUCUUGUGAUAUUAUUUAUUUGUUCACAACUGCAGCGCUUCCUACUUAACAAAAUGUUCAGAAGCAAAGGAAUUUUACUUGUCACUACAAUUUUGUGUUUUCCUGGUGUUAUUUCGGCUAGUUGCCCGCGUUCGAACUACACGGCCUUGAAAGACACACUUCAGUCACCUCGUAACAGUAUGGGAAAGUACCCUGCGAACCAGAGUUGCACCUAUGAUGUUCGUGUUCCUGCUGGAAAAAGAAUAAUUCUUGCCUUCAAAAGUUUUAAUAUUUCUGGGAGUAUGCCACAUUGUCCUCAGGAUUCUCUGGAAAUAAUUGUCGGGUAAGUAUAAGAUCCAGAUUCCAAUAUUGUCUUGUAAACAUGUCUAGACUAGCUUUGCACGCACGCGGUAUUACAUGUAUGUUAUCUCAAACCGGAAUAUACUGUAUAAGCUUAAAAGCAAUAAUCGCUUCUAUCAGGGACUAGAUUCAGGAAUUUGAAACAAAAGCAAUUGGUCUAAGUAUGUCCCUUGCGAAUUUUCAAAUGUCGUGAUUCCUUCAUCAAGUUAUUUGAGCUUAUACCUUUCAAUUUUUCCCAGUGACAGGCUAGACGCAGAUAAGUUUUUAUUCUGUCACUUUGAUAAAAAAUGUGUUUGGCGUUGUUUAAUUUUCACACGUUAUUCCCAAGAUAACUGGGUGAUGGUCUAUUCUUUUCUCAAACUUCUCAGAUGAGACAUGAAAGGAAGGUUGUUAAUAUCCACGAUGUCGAUUAUCAGGAUUUUUUUAUGAUAAUCAAUCAUGCGCUAUUAAUGAUUAAUUUUUUAUUAUAAUAAUUAGCAAUUAUUGAAUGAGGCUGAGUAGGAUAUGAAGAAUUCUGCAGAUCGAGGAAGGUGGAUAACACCCUUCUGCAGAAUUCUUCAUAUUCUAUGAAAGCCGAAUUCAAUAAUAAUUGUUUUUUUACUCAUUCAAAAUAUUUCCAAGUUUAAAAACAGGCUAAAACAUGCUACAGUACUUACUGCUCAAAAAUAAGUUGACACUCGAUGUUCGAAACUCGAGACUCGAUCCUCACGGCUUUGAAGCUUGAACGCUUCGAGUUUCGAGAUGCGAUUAUCGAGGCAUCUUGAGUUUCGAGGAUCGAGGAUCCAAGAAGCUAGGUUUUCCGAAAGAACGAUGUUGUACAGUCACGUAGCCGUUCAGAUAUUCGCACCGUCGAUCAGUGCUUGCGGUGCGAUGUUCUGUAACUGUUUGAAUCGUCGGGGUUCGCCAAACUUUCAAUAAGUGUAAAUUUUCGAAAUUUUUAUCCUGCAUGUACAGUGUAUGUAGCCUUUGCUUGCCACGUUCCAAGAUUUUCAUGUUCACUCGGCAAUUCAUUCUGUGAAUUAAGCUUGUCGCGGUUUUAUGCAAAUCUUGAUUAAGAUUACAACAUUUGAGUUGUUAAAUUUGCUUGUUUGUCAAGCUCCCACUUCUUUCAUAUAAGGUGGCUUAGGACAUGUAGCCUUUCACUUUGAAAACUCAGUGAUUCCGUGGCUUUUUGCACGUUUGGCACAUGUAAAUAAUGUUGAUAAAGUCAUGAGAAACUACAUUUGUUCUAGAAAGCGAAAUUUUCACGUGCGUGUUUCAGUCAAUACCGUGGCUUGUUACGCUGUUACUGUAUGUAAAUGUGCAAAUCUACACGUAGUCACACAAUAAUUUCAAGGAAAACUUUAUUUGUAGCGAAGAGCGACUUUUUCACGAGCAUUUGAGUUAUUGAAUUUUCCAUUAGUCAAUUUCACAUAAUUUAUGUAACCUUUCAUUUGCCAUGUUCAUUUGAAAACACAGCUCAGUGACUCCGUACAUGAAUUAUAAAACUGGCUUUUAUGCAAAUCUAGUUGAUGUCACCGGAAACUUUGUUUGCUGAGGCGAGAUUUUAACACACAAACAUUUGAGUAUUGCAAAAAAGGUCCAAACUCGUUUCGUUCAAAUGACAGAAAGUGGCAAGGAAUGCACGAGCCUGGCACGGGCACUCUGGAAAAAAUCGGAAAAGUAAUUGUGACAUGAUUCGGAGUUUGACAGACAGACAGACCUCGUGGUAUUGAUUUGUGAGGUAGGUGAGAUCUAGUUUUUGAAUUGAAGCAUGUGAAUCUGUGAGCUUGUUUUGGAACGAUUAAAGAAGAUUUAUGGUUGAAAAAUUUGGUUUGAGUCCUUUAGUUAUUGUUCGUUUUCAAACAGGCUGUUUUUACUGCUAGUCUGACGCAAGAACAAUGGAAAGUCAAAAAGAAUUACGGCUGUUAUGAGAUGUCUUCUUGCUGUUCUUGUGAUGUUUUUAGGUGAUAUUUCGCCGUGAAACGAGUAAAAUGUUCCGCGACAGUUGCACCAUUUUGUUCUAAAUACCAAAACAACUCAAUCUUGUCCCCAGGUUCUGUCGGUCAACGGUUCAAUAACCUGCAAAAGGGUGCACUUUUGACAUUAUUUUGAGGUCAUUGGUUCAAUAUGACAAAGUUCUUUCCAAAUUUGGUCAACAGCAGCUGGUUAUGGUGAAUUAUGUGUGUGGUUUUAACCAAUCAGAAACACGGACAUAUUUUGAAUGAAUUAAUAACAAUAUUAUUGGAUGAGGUUUUAGCUGAGUGAAGGCCAACGCUGAUAACACUUACUGAGACCUUGAUUACCUGCAUUCAAGCCCCACUUUACAAAUAAAGUGAAACCUGUAUUAACCCUUUAAGACCGAAUCGUACAAAUUUGUACGAUCUGAUAUGGCCCACAGUCAUUUGACCAGCAGUUUCCUAAAACUUAGUUUCCAGACCCCCCUUCUUUGCAACGCCUAGUGGAUUGUUUUGUUCACCAUUUUGAGUUGUUUUGAACCAGUUUCUGCGGCAUUUUUGAUUUGUUAGAGCAAUAGUAAGCUUAGUUUUAGUUCUGCAACAUGUCUGAGCAUAGGACACGUUAUAAUUUGAAAGAUUUUUUGAUUAUUUUGGAUGGAAACUUCGAGAUACCCGAUCGUGGCGUGUUUCGGAUAUCGAAGGCUUUGAUAUAAAAUAAACACCGAAGAAGAUAGCAAGGAUGAAGUAAUGAAUUUUUUUCAAACCAGGGAGAAGAAGAAGAGGAAAAACUCAGUCUUCGGGACAUACACAUUGAUGAUUCAACAGUGAUUAAGAUUUUUUUCAUCCUGGAAGGCCACAAAACAUUUGUUUGGAUGUUUAUGUUUAGCUCCUGGAAGAAAGCGAUCGAGAAGUUCUCACUUUCAAUUAUCAGUGAAUUAAUAAGGUUGGGCCUACGAAGGUGUAACACCAAACCAUGCCGUAUUUUGUGGACAGAAUAUAACCUUGAUAGUAUCAAAGGUAGGCAAAUGUGGUAUGAAAAUAAUCCUCAGUAAAUUUGCUUUAGAUUUAGACUCCAGCAGUAAUUUUCAUGACCAAAUUGGAAGGUCAGUACACUGAAAACAAUUAAGGUGAACUAGUUGUGUGACAUGAACUUAAUAUUUAACAACCUGUUAAUUAUUAUUUAUUAGUUACUUAUCAAUAAAAAGUGGCUUGGCAGAUAGCCCGAAGUCUUGUCUACCACAUAUUCAAAGUUUAUGUUGAUACCUUAAAUUUCAAGGAAGAUUCAGUGCAUUUAACAAUACCAGCCUUAGAUCUUAAAAUGUGCAAAAAGUAAAUUCAGGUCUUAAAGGGUUAAGCGGACACCCUUGGGGAAUGCUGUAGUGUCCGCUUAAUAAUGAGGUGCAGGUGUCAAAUGCCAUUCAAAUGAACAGUGGAAACGUUUAGAAUACUCCCAGAGACUAUGACGAUAUAUGUCAGUUGCAUUGAUUUCUUUAUCAAAGUGGACCAAUUGAUCAUAGUACCAUAAACGUAGAUUGCAACCAGUGUAACUCAAACGUGAGGAAAUCAGAUGAGUGAAACAAGCUCUAUACAAACAAAACGAAAUAGAAAACAAUACUGCACUGUGAAACUAAUCAAAUAAGUUCGUCAAGUCACGUUUUUUAAAGGAAAAUUGAAAGAUUUGUGGGUGGCAAUUUGAGGCAAUCUUUCACAUUUCCAGUGUCUGGCAUGUUGAGUGGUGCAAUUGGCAACAAUAGAAAUGACCAUUUCAGGUACUUUUUAGGUGUCCGUGUCCGCUUAAAAGAGGUGUCCGCUUAAUAAAGGUUUUAUUUAAAGUAAAUAAGGGAAACAUAUUUGGGGACUUCAGCUACUGUCCGCUUAAUACGGACACCUCAUUAUUGUGGACAGUUUGCUUUGUCCCUGGGGAAAGAAAACCAUUACAUUUUCUCUAAAUUCAACCCACUUAAUAUGGACACCCCAUUAUGGACACUUUUUACGGUCCCCUCAGUGUUUUAUUAAUGGGGUUUGACCGUAUUUAGGAUAUCACAAAAACUGAAUCUAAUAAUUGUUUUAUCAUACAUUGUUCUAAAGAAAAUGAUGACAAACACACCAUCGCAAGGAAACUGAAUUGAUAUUAUUAUUGGAAAUCAUGCAUUGCACGUGCAACCAAUAGAUAAGUCAGUUAUCUGCUAGCAGAUAACUCACUUAUCUGCACAGCUGUCACUAGGUUGUCGGGUAAAUACAGCAAGUAGGCGGGGAAUCAAACAGAGGGAUUUCUUUUGGUUCUAUUUUUCUUUUAUUUUCAUAUGAAAGUAGCCAAGGGCUAUGUUCAUAGCAACCAGGGGAAAUCCCUGGCCCCUGCCUGUGAAUGACAGGCUUAAAUCUGUAGGUUGUGCUGAUUUCCAAAAUUAGCUGUUGGCUCUUAGCCAAUGAAUUGAGAAGACAGAUAGUGAGUACAUUGUAUAAUAAUGGAGACUAUUUUUACUUCCAGAACAACUUUCUGUGCUUCUGCAUAUAUGUAACUAAUGUUUGCAGUGCCUUCAUCCUGUCCCCAAUAUCAAAAUACAGGGCUUCUGAUGUUUUGCAGGGUUGUGGAGCCUCGAAAUUCACAAAAACACGCUGAAUACUGCAAAACCUGCUCGAAAUCUUAUCAUACAUGUCAAUACAACAUAUUUGAAACUUAUCUUGGCAAUUGGGGUUGUGUAGUUGCUGUAAACUUGCAAAUUCAUCUUGAAACUUUAGCACAAUGAGCAACAUAAAACAUGCUCGAGUAAUCAGUGCAAAAUUUAUCAAUUUCCAGUGAAAUUUGCCCAGAAAAUUAUUACAAAAUCAGCCAUUUUUUACUGAUUGGUUUUUGGUGACAUUAGCCCUGAAUAUUCCCGCGAAGUCAGCUGAUUUUUCCAGUGAAUCUGUCUCUGAAAAUCCUGCGAAAUUUGACUUUUUUUCCUGCAACCUAUUAGAAGCCCCCAAAAUACAAAUAGUGGAAAAUGAUUGGAGUCUAAAGCAUUUUGCAUAAGCAGAUUGAGAAAACCAGCAAGUUGGAUCAUUAAUAAUCUGGAAUAGUCAGUAGUUGUGGGUGACAAGAGGAGCCCGCAGUCUAAUCUUGACUUGGUCAGUGGCACUUUAUUAACUGUAUAGCAAGAUUUUUCUUGAUCUCCCCAUAUUGUUGAGACCCCCGUGUUGUUCUGACUAAUAUACAUCAUGUGGCCGCAAUGGCCGUGGUGUUGAGUUUAAGGUCCAUGUGAUGUCACGGUUAUCACGUGAAUGCACAUUCAAGUGAAGCAACAAUCAUUAUUACAUUCAAUUCGCAAGCACACAUAAUUCAGGCAGACAAGUACUGUACUAAAUGGGAGAUUCUUCAAUUUGCUUUGCCAACCUGGAAUCUAUUUACAUAGAACCUGAUCUCAGCUUAGUGCAGGACAAGUUUUCGGUAAAAUUGUAUAAGCAAAUGUGAAUAGAAUCGUUGAAUUAAAUAUGAGUCUUGUUUACUGUGUUGUUCAAUCCAGUUUUCAUUAUUGGCAGUUAUAUCCUUUUGUUGACACUGGAACUAAAAGGGCUUACACAAUUAUGAAAGCUUGGUUUUCAUCAAUCACAUAUUUUCCCACAUUUCCCAGCAAAUGGCUACUGCUAGUUUAAUAUUCCGGAAGUUGAGGUUAUAUUGAAUACUGUCAGGAAUUUCCUUGAGAAUACAGUUAAACCUCCUUAAUAUCCAGGACACCAAGAGGAUGGAGCUAGGAGUAUCAUGUUUUAGAGCUAUACUCAAAGAUACUAAAUAAAAAAAUAAAAAAAAACAGAAAUUGUCACAAAACAAUCAUUUAAGCUGUUUAACCAGGAGGCAUUUCUAAAUGAUCUGAGCUUGAUUCCUUUCUUAAUUUCAUACAUAUUUGAUGAUCCAGGUGGUCCUACUGUUGUUGGGAGAGCCUUUAAAAUCAAGUCCUCGAUGAUCAUGCACCUGUUGAUACUUACACAAAGCAUUAUACUCCUGGUUAAAAGUUCAUUACAAAAAUUCAGAAAAUUGUGAGCUAAAGGGAUUGUCACAAGAGAAGGUUUAACAAGACCAGGUUACUGUAAGUUUGGGAAAACUAGGUACAUAUAUCACUAUAAAGUUGUGAGCGUGAGAAGGAAGGCAGUAAAGGAACAUUUUAACAAUCUGUGUGAGGAGAAGUAUGCCAAUUAGCGUUGAUAAUGCAACACACAAAUAUUCUCUGCUGGAGAUACAUGAAACUUGAGGACAUAUUUUCCUGGCAGUCAAUCUUUAUGGAAAUUCCUCAGGGGUCAAUACUGGGACUGCUAUUAUCCAAUAUUAUCAUGAAUGAUCUGCAUUGCCCAAUUACAAUGUAAGCACAUCAUCCUGUCAACCUAUCAGGGUUGUCAUUAAGAGCCAGGGGCCGGGGAUUUUCCCCGGCUACUAAGAGAGUGGCCCCCGGCUACUUUUAUUGGAAAAUAGAAGAAAAAUAGAACCAAAAGAAAUCCCUAGCCGUUUGAUUCCCCGCCUACUUGUUGUAUUUACCCGGCAACUUGAAAUCUUAGUGACAACCCUGCCUAUACUGAUGACACGCAAAUAUUCUAAUCCAUAAAUAGUUAUAUGGAAGUUGAAGAGGCCAUUAACACAGAUCCAGACCUAGGUUAGACAAAUGUUUUGAGGAAGUUGAAAUGAGACAAAAUCACGAGAAAUACAAGGCAAUGGUGGUAGAAAAGACAACAGACAAUCCUGGGGUUGAAUCUGACAACACAGUUAUCGCAAUAGAAAACAGAAUUUAAUUCUUUGGAUAGAGAGUUUGAGUCCCACGUUGCCAAGAUUUGCCAAGUAGUGUUUGAGCAGGUAGGUGAAUUCAAAAGAAAGAUGAAGUUGUUUCCUUUCAAAACCCACAAGUGACUUUAUGAGGUGUUUAUUUAGCCGCAUUUCAAUUUCUGCACCAAGACUUGACAUUUUUCUAGUAAGCAAUCAACAAAACACUUGAGAAAUUGAAUGAGUGAUUGCUUAGCUUUGUUUGGCGUGAUUAGAGCCCUACCUAAGCUAUAAGAACUAUGAGUGAUUGCUUAGCUUUGUUUGGCGUGAUUAGAGCCCUACCUAAGCUAUAAGAACUGGUUUAGGAAAAGUGGACAAACAACUCUAACUAAUUUUGAGCCUAUCUGUAUGCAUGGGUACCUGCGGAUGUUGAUUUUGUUGCGUGUUUUCAAUUAAAUUGUUGGUUUUUCAGGCAAAAUUGUUGCACGUCAAGAAUUUAUUGUUUUGUGUGGUUAACGCUUCUAGCAAACUCAGUGCAACUACAAUGACGACAAAAAUGAGAAAAAUCAUAGUAAAAGCUGAAAAAGCAAUUGGUUUAACAAACAAAACAAAAACUGUGAAAAUGCAGCACACUUUUUGGCAGAUUUCUUUGCCGUCAUUACACAACUGACAUUGUCAAACCUGAUUGGAAUGGCAAUUGUGUGAUCCUUUCUUUAAUCUCUAAGAUUGUUGCUUUAUCAAUAGUGAUGCUUGUGACUUUUAUUUCAUUGGAAAUACCCACACAGAGGAUCAACCACAGACUAGCCAAAAUUUUAGAAGCUGUUUUUUGAAUAGUUAAUCAAAAUAAUAAAGAUUUGAAUAUAUGUGAAGUGCCGGUAGGUCUUUAAGAUUUAAUUUAAUACUUCUUUUAAGGAAGUCAAGCUAUUGACCUCAGAGGAAUUGACAUCCUUACUGUACCAAAAGUGAACACCACCACUUACGGGCUAAGAUCUUGGUAUUACACAGUAGCCAGGUCUACCAAACAAUAUUAUAAAAGAGUUACAACUGACAAGUCUUUCAAAAAUAAAAUCAGAAAACUUAUAUAAGGCCUAUAUAUCCAGUCAGUAAUUAUACUUUAAGCGUCUUGUAAAAUGGCUUUUUAGCUAAGUGUUAAUUCUGUUAAUAAAUUGUUUUGUUGGGACGUAUACAUAUAUUAAGGCCCUGUCAAGGUAAUUCCAUCAAGCAACAUGUCGACUGCAUUGAAACUGCAGUGACAUACUUGUACACUGUAAGACUCGAUGAGAAGCGGGAAAACAACAUGAAGAUGGGUUGAAUACCAACAAGGGACAUGGCCUUCUCCUCAAAAGGUGAAGCAGCCAGAUUUAGAAUUCAGUCUUUAUGGACAUAUGCAGGGUGUCCAGUUCCUAUAUAUUUUCCUAUUUUUUGAGCCUAUUCCUAUUUUUUCCUAUUUUUUUGCUGGUGAAGCCAAAAUUUGUAACAAAAUUGAAGAUGGAAUACAAAUAAUUAUAGUUUAUGUGUUUUAGAGUGAUAUUUUUCAUAAAGCAAGUAGUAUGUUGACUUUGAUGUUCUAAUGUUAGCAAAAAUAAUAGUUACAUUUGUUCUUUCCAUGACCUCUAUUGCUUAUUAGAGUUCUGUUAGCAACUUUGUUACAUUGUUACUUUUUGUAUAAUUUCUAGUUCACUUACAUGUAUUGCAUGUAGUGUUAUAUAGUUGUCAUGACUAUUGAAUAAUAUUGUGCAUAGCCCACUAAAACUGCAUUUCAGUAUCUGUACAUGUUAUAUUUUAAUUUGAAGUCUUGCUCGCAUUUUAUGUUCAUCUUUGGAACUGAAAGCAGGAUCAAGUUGUCCUCUCAUAAUGCAGGACAGAUGGAUCAUCAAUCAGUUUCUUGUUUAAAAAACAAUCACUAGAUGGAUUCUGGAUGCUACAUGAAAAGGACAGACUCAAGUUUUAGUUACGGCAGUACCUCUCUAGUGACCCUUGUUCACAGCUAUACCUAAGCAACUGACGAAGGAUCCAAUAUUUUGGUUGCGAAACCGGUCUUGCAGUCAUGGCUAAACAGAGAGUUACGUUCUUCUUAGAACUUAACCAUGACGCACUUACAAUUUGGUACCAAAUAGAUUAGUGUCAUUUUGCAAACACAGCAGAAAGCCUGGUUCUGUACUUAAAACUUUGCAGUCUUUUGACUCAAACAACCAUAUUCUCAACCAGCUACUGAUUGCAGAUUAAUGGAAGGAAAGCUUUCCAUAGGACUUUUUAAUCCUAGUUCGAUAUCCUUCAAUGACAAUGCAAUCGUAAGAAAUUUCCAUCCUAAGAAAUUUCACUCUUCGAAGCUUUUCAAAGAUUGGUCGCCAACUUGAAGGGAAUUUGCAUAUGAUCACCUUUGAUUAUAGAACCACGCUUUACCUGUAGUCAAGCAUAUCAUUCCUAUCAUUCCGAUUGCAGCGCAACAUAGCCGAUAGACUAAACGUUUCUGAACAUUUUCACUUGCUCCUAAGCUGCAAAAGUUGAUCUAAAUCCUGCAAACAUAUAAGCUGAGGACUCGUAGCCUUUAUUAUAACCGUGAUGAGGUGCAGGGAGGCUAUCUUUGUCGACGAAAGUACUUUUCAAAGAUUGGCCUCCAACUUGAAGGUAGAACCGCGCUUGACCUUCAGUCAAGCAUAUCAUUCCAAUUGCAGCGUAACAUAGCCAAUAGACUAAACAUUUCUGAGCAUUUUCACUCCUAAGCUGCGAAAGUUGAUCUAAAUCCUGCGAACGGACAAGCUGAGGACUCGUAGCCUUUAUUAUAACCGUGAUAAGGUGCAGGGAGGCUAUCUUUGUCGACGAAAGUACUAUUGAUUUUCCUAUUUUUCUCCUAUUUUUUAAUACAGAGUUUCCUAUUUUUCCUAUUUUUUUGAGCAACCAUGCCGCUGGACACCCUGCAUAUGUUCCCCUUCCUAGGAUGUGCCUCUAUAUUUAACUUUCAUUGUUCUGUUAAAUACAAUUUAUAUUGGUUGUGUGACAAUUAAUGUGUUGUGCAUAAUUUUCCCUUUGGAUACUCAGCUAUGAUAAUCAUAUGAUACAGAAUUUACAACUUAAACUCCUACCAACAUUGUGUAAUUCCAGAAGAUAUCCACACUCCCCCCACAGAAGGAAUUGGGUUUUCAAAGGCUGAAAAUGUUAAGUAAAUGUAUGAAGCUUGACUGGAAUUUCCAGCGAGGUGGGGGGUCUCAGGAAAAAUCACUUCCGUGGGGGAGGUAUGGAUAAUUUUUGGAACCACACAUUGUUGGAGACAAAAAAGGUCUAAAGGUAAUAAACUGUAACUCUCUCACAAUUUCUUUUGACACUGUACUUUACUGUAGAAUAAUUAAUUUUUUAACCCGGAUAAAGCUAUGCCAGAUUUGUGUUUACUAAUAAAAAUAGUUGGCACAAAAUUUCCAACCCUCUCCCUUCAGAGGAAAAUCUCCUCAAAUGCACAAAAAUGUCAGACAUAUUGCUGCCUCUCCCCACUACUGUGCUCGAUGACCUUGACAGUUAAAUGAAUUUUGCCAUUUCAAUUUCAGAUGCGGGAACCUCAGCAGAUCACUUGGCAAAUUCUGUUCAUGUUCAAAUCUUUCAAUGCCAAACAAGAUCUAUACCUAUGACAACUGUCUGACUCUUGUGUUCAUAUCUGAUAACUCCACUGAGGGAUUGGGCUUUCUAGCGGAAUACAAUACGACAGAUAACAAUGAAACAAGAAUG